AACAAAGCUAAAAUCCGGUAUCGAUUCAGUAGAUUAUAAAUAACUUUAAUAAUCACCAAAUAACUAGAACACGAAUAUGAUGGAAAGUAGAAUUUACGCAUAGACCAGCUGCAUGGAAUAUAAAAACACGAAUGUACAAAUGUAAGGAUGCAGUCAAUCAGAACAACGUUCACGAUCGACUCAGAUGGCAACUCCGUGGUAGAGGAAGUGCGAAACAUUUUAAGCAAAUCCGAAUUACCUGAGGACUGGAAGUCGGAACCCUGGACUAAUUUUGUAACAGAAAUGAUGACAAAUGAAAUGAUUACCCGUCAGAUAAAAAGAAACUGUGUAAACGUUUGGCAGGCAUAUGCAAGAAAAUGGCGCGAGCUCGAACCUGAUUUGAACGUGUCAAAGGUCUGGCCCGUGUUUGCUGGAAGCUAUACAGAAGGGAUGCCAAAUGCAUGUGACAUCGAUAUGAUUUUCGUUGCUACUUGGGCUGAGGCUUACGAGUACUUUGGAACGUUACGGGAUAAUGUGAACAGUUUACCUUUCAUUUCCGAUCUCUGUCAUCCAGGAUACAUCAAAAUAAUCCUCCCAUCUAAUACGCGAAGAUACUAUGAUUUUCUAGAUUAUUAUAUUAAGAAAGAUGGACGUUACUAUUACUUGAGCAGUACAGGCUUUGUGAGAGUAAUGAAAGAAUGUGGUACGACAGGGGAUGAAAAUCAUAUAAAUGGGCCUGCUCUCACAGAAGAAGGUAUUGAAGGCACAUCAACUGACAUUGUGCACGCAAUCAAAUGCGCUAAUUGGCCAUCAUUUGCUAAUGACAUUUUUCAACGAACACACUUUAAUGGCGAUGUUGAAAAAAUUAAACACUUGAGUGUUUAUGCUGUAGCGACUGGUCACGCCCUGAGUAAACAUAAAGAUAUAGAAUGGAGACUGUCUUUUACAGAAGCAGAAAAGGUCUUGGUGAUGAAUUGGACGGACACCCAAUAUCAUUGUUAUUAUCUACUCAAGCAUUUUAAAAUGAUACAUCUGAAAAAUUCAGAUGUCCUUUGUUCAUAUUUUAUCAAGACGGUGAUAUUUUGGGUGAGUGACGUCAUACACAAUGCGAAAUGGCAGCCAAUCCGGUUAAUGGAGUUAUUAUUCAAAUCGCUGACUCUUCUUCACAUCAUGUACAGGAAUCACUACCUACCGAAUUACUUCAUUCCACAGAAUAACAUGAUAGAUCACAAAUCUAAGGACGAAUGUCUGAUUCUAGCGGAUAUGAUUAGUGCCAUCUUGACAUCCGGUCGCAUUAAAGAAAUCAUUGCCGAAUUACUUUGUGAAAAUGAUAUUGAAGAUAUUUUUAUAUAUUCAAUGAACUGGUAUACGAAAAAUAAAAGAACUACCUCAUGUAGGAUACUCUGUAAAGCCAUUCGUCAAUUUAAAGAAAUCUCACAAGGAUUCACCGAGCUGCUAAUUGUGAAUGAAUCUCUCUUUUUGUCAUCGCUAACAAUCAUGAUGUCGAUUCAGAGUCGUUCUCAGUGCGAAGCAUUAGAGGAAGAAGUAGCAAUUUUACCUCAAAUAGUUUCAUUGGAGUUUAUCGGUGCCUUUCAACCCGUCAUAAGGAGACAGAUAGCAGAUUAUUAUCAUUCGCUUAGAACCAGAUAUUCACGAAAAAAAAGCUGAAAGUUGGUACAAGGACUCUCUUUCACUUAUUUAUCCUUGUGGAUUCAAUGACAGACAAAUAUCGGGGAGAGUUCAAUUAGCUCUUUUCUACUAUUUAAACGGCAACUUGACAAUUGCUUUAACCGAGAUGAACAAAAUCCAUCCAGUUAUUGUCGAUGCAAUCAAGAACUCGAAAGUAGACCAGUAUCUACAGAUUUCUUUCCCGGUAUGGUUAAAGGAAAGAUUUACCUAUGACAAGUUUUUGUAUCGGCUGGUUUCGACUUUAUUGAUGAAUCAUCCUUUUAUUAUAAAUGUGAUUAUCAUCGGCAUAUAUGUUAUGAUUGGGUGUAUAGUUAGACUCUUUUCGCAAGAUGGAAAAAAUGACGCGUUGAGUUUAUAUUAUCUUCUGAAAGAUUGCGAAGAUCAGCAGUAUACACCGAAUGCUUAUGAACAAUAUCACUUUAUUGCAAAUGCUAUAUUAAUUAUUAUAAAGGAAACGUACAAUAUUUGUGAGUUACCACAACCAGUGCAAAAUAUACCAAUUCCGACCAGGAUGCAGGCUGUUAAGCAGUAUUGGGAUAAUCGGUUAAAAUAGACAUACCCAUUUAUAUACUGUAUAUGUACAUGUAAUAUCAUAAAGAUUAUAAAUAUGUAAGUUGA
Molecule: messenger RNA, 2286 nt
Organism: Mytilus trossulus (common blue mussel)
Lineage: Eukaryota; Metazoa; Mollusca; Bivalvia; Mytilida; Mytilidae
Exons: 2
Coding region: 148-1647 (499 amino acids)
Source: RefSeq, a predicted model, not a curated record